AGACAUCAGCAUCAUCUUGGACAUUCAAGAACCAUCAACUGCGAAUCUCGUUUGAUUUGCGCCAAAGCUUUGAAACACGACCACAACAAAACCUCGGGGACAUCUCAAAUACCGCCACCAUGAAGCUCUACUACAUUGGUAUCUACAAAAACACCGAGCAGCCUGCGGUGCAGCUCUGCGGUGCCCACGAGCUUAGCGACUUUUCCAGAUUCACACGAGACCAAUACAAGAACUUCAUGACCAUGAUCAGCAGGACUGUCGCAGAGAGGACGAAGCCUGGCCAGAGGCAAAGUGUUGAGGAGCAAGAUUACAUUAUCCACGCCUAUGCCCGCUCCGAGGGUGUCUGCGGUGUCGUCAUCACCAAGGACUACCCUCCUAUCGCCGCCCACAGUGUCCUUUCCAAGCUCAUGGACCAGUUCCUCUCGGAGAAGCCGAUCGCCACGAUAAACGCCGCCAGGAACGACGGCGACAUCCCUUUCCCGGCCAUCGAGCAGUACCUCCGCGACUACCAGGAUGCCAACAACGCGAGCAGCAUCGCAAAGAUCCAGCAGGAGCUCGACGAGACCAAGAUUGUCCUACACAAGGCUAUUGAUAGCGUUCUGCAACGAGGCGAGAAGCUCGACGACCUGGUUGCCAAGAGUUCCGACUUGAGUGCGCAGAGCAAGAUGUUCUACCAGAGUGCGAAGAAGCAAAACUCGUGCUGUCUGGUUAUGUAAAGGUCAACCGUCAGAGACCAACCACCGCGGCUGUCUUCGCCUCCAGCCAGCCGCAUGAUAUAUACCAUCCCUCGCGACGUUCCCUCCUACCGAAAUACACAGGAGCGCCUGGCCCUUAGUCUCGUAUAAGAUACAGCCAGUUGUCUCGUCUAAUUCAGUUCUUGGUUUCCGCGCAGGUCGCAGUCUGGCCAAUGACGACCCAAGGCCUUACUGUAGCCGGUUUGGACAUAUGAAAGCUACUCACCUUG
Molecule: messenger RNA, 964 nt
Organism: Neurospora tetraspora
Lineage: Eukaryota; Fungi; Ascomycota; Sordariomycetes; Sordariales; Sordariaceae
Product: Longin-like domain-containing protein
Exons: 4
Coding region: 120-716 (198 amino acids)
Biological process (GO): endoplasmic reticulum to Golgi vesicle-mediated transport
Cellular component (GO): Golgi apparatus
Molecular function (GO): SNAP receptor activity
Source: RefSeq, a predicted model, not a curated record